ACCCUGGAGAUCCAUCAUUACUUCGGAGGAUAAGAUGGCGGAGCAAGAAUAUUUCGUAAGGAACGUUGAGAGAAAUGACGGAUCUAUCUUGAAAAUAAAGCAGUGCUAUAAGGGAGACGUGGGUUGUGUGGUGUGGGAUGCGGCCAUUGUGCUUUCAAAAUAUUUAGAAACGAAAACAUUUGUUGACCCUGGCUCGGGUGUGAACAUGUGGGCUAACAGAAACGUUCUGGAGUUAGGAGCAGGGACAGGAGUAGUGGGGCUCAUGGCAGCAUGUUUGGGAGCUCAGGUUACAGUGACAGACUUGGAGGACCUUCAAACUCUACUCGAAGUCAAUAUUGAAGACAACCGGGCACUUAUCAGCAGUGGCUCUAUAACAGCCAAGGUACUGAAAUGGGGAGAAAAUCUUUCUAAGUUUCUACCAUAUCCACAUUUUAUCCUGAUGGCGGACUGCAUUUAUUAUGAACAGUCUGUGAAGCCACUGGUGGAAACCCUGAAACGCUUGGUUGGACCGGAGACCUGCAUCAUAUGCUGUUAUGAGCAACGUACUGAGGGCCUCAACCCCAAAGUGGAGAAACAAUUUUUUGAGUUGUUACUACAAGGUUUCCAGGCUGAAGAGAUCCCUUUGGACAAGCAGGACCCAGAGUAUAACAGUCCUGACAUCCGAAUCCUUCACAUUCGCAAAGCUGUCUGAGGGGAUGAGUGUCUGUGUGUGCUCUGUAAGGGUUGUGGUAUAAAAGUAAUUUGUAUAGAUGGAGAAAUGUCAUAAAUGCUGACCUGACAUUCACUCCAACCUAGCAGUAAUUAAAAAAAGACUUCUGAAAAUGCUUCAGAGACUUUGAGUCUCAGAAAAAAAACGAAAUGCACUAUAAUAAACAGAAGAUCUGAAUCUUAUUCAGAACUUUACUUUCUUAUUAUAUCAUUUAACUGUUGGAAAACGCCUUGUGGGAUGAUUAACUGCUUCUUAAUAGAAGCUUUGGAAAUCAGUUUAUAUUCCUUUUCUAUCGUAUAUAUAUAUUUUUUUUCCCUAGCCAAUAUGCUUUAAAAUCUGCAUUGCUUGCAAUUGAGGUUUUUAGGGUGGUUAUCUGGAUAGCAAGAGGGCCUUAUACCGAAAGUAUUCAGACCCCUUGGCCUUUACACAUUGGUGUGCAUUUUCUACAUCAAGUGUGAUUAACUGAAUUCAACAGGUCCACUCAAUUUGAAGUGACACAGCAAAGGGUCUGAAUACUUUAAUUCAUGAUAUUUCUGUUUAUUUUUAACCACAUCCCAUUGUGUUUUCACUGGGCCGUUAUGGUGUUUUGUGUAAAAGAUUAAAAGUAAAUACAAUGUAACACAAGAAAAAGUGGAGAAGUGAAGAGGUUGAUUAAUUUCCCGAAGGCUCUGUAAAUAUGAUUCACUAAUGUAGAAGCCACACAAUUAAUAUUCUCUGCAAUGCACACAGUUUUUCAGUGUUUUGGGCUCUCAUCCUAGUUCAUUUGGUACACAGCUUGAAACUAUGAACAUGAAAUUAUUUGCCUCCGUGCCUCUGCACACCACCCGGUCUGUUCUGUUGUGCAUGAUUAGUCAUGGAUUACUAGACUCCAUGCAAACUGCUACCUAGGGAUCUCCUGGUAGAUAGGAAUGGUUGUAGCCAUGUCCUCUCCUGUGACCUGCUUCUAUGAUUAGCAGCGACUGCCCGUCGUAUGUCACAAACAGAUGGGUCCUCUAAACUAACACAUGACACUCAGAUGAUACAUGGGACAAAAGUCACGUUCUUCCACGUCAGUCCCAUUUCCAAACACUAGGGGGCAGUAGUUGCUAAGAGUGGGAAAUGGUGAGCUAGUUGAAUUUACUUGCAUUACCCUCCAUUUCCAUGCGUGUAACAAAACUCAGAAGUUGACAUCCAGGGGCUCCUUUCCCACAUGCUGUCCAAUACUGAACUUUCAUUUUUUCCCACAUUUGUUUUUCAUAGAAUUGUGCUGCCCGUAUAAACGCAGCCAGAGACCUUUUGAAACACACAAUCAAAAGCAUGUCAUAUAAUUACAAGAGCCUCUCCAUUCAUUUGUAAGUCAUGUCAGAUAACUCCAAACGCUUGUCAGACUAGCACCUGCAUCCAUUUGAGCUCCAUCCAAGUGCCGACCAGAGGGUCUAAUCACGCCAUAGCCACUUUCAGUAAUAUCCACCCUCCGCUUUAGGGGACACACCUCUGCUAAUGCCAGAGGUGUGUGUGCAUGCACAUGGAGUGGUAUGGGUUAGGGGCUGAUUAGGGAUUCAAACCACAGAGCACGGCCCAUAAUCCCCCAGGCAUGCAUGGGUCCCCUCGCAGCCUUUCAUGCUGAUCUCGGUUUACAUUGUAGGGUUGUAGUGUUACCGGGGGUGUCCCGAUAUACCGGUAUUGACGAUAACCGUGAUAUUUAAUGUUGAUAUCAUGUUAAUAAUAGACUGAGGUUUUCCAUAAACCCCUCGGUUUUUCGAUACCUUAUUCAUUUCACUUAUAGACUAACGAUGUGCUUAAACAAGGAGACUGGACCUAUGCCCUGGCAUUGAAAUCAGCCCGUUAGCGCCACUAGAACCGCCGGGAGAGAUCCGCAAAGACGCAAACCGUUUUUGUAGCCUAUUCACGUGGAAAAAAGGACGUUGUGUUUUUCCCAAAAACACCUCUUGGUUUUUCCAUAGCUUAUUCAUGGACAAACAAUGCAUGUGCUUAAACUACGAGUCUGGACAUAUACACUAGCGUUUGAAUUAACGCCUUUUCAUAGCCUAAAAAACGUUCCAAAACGAAUCUUGGUGUUAGGCCUUGUGGAUCUUUUGUUUUUCAGUUCAUCUGGUUGCCUUUUCACUGUCCAUUAAGUGUAAUUGUUCUUUUUGUACUCUUACAUUUUGGUUACAGACUCUCCACCUCCACACACUCGUAUUUGGAGUGUCAUUCAUU
This is a messenger RNA of Esox lucius (northern pike), 2908 nucleotides long. It is a transcript of the gene vcpkmt, whose product is annotated as valosin containing protein lysine (K) methyltransferase. The transcript is spliced from 5 exons. Gene Ontology annotation, biological process: peptidyl-lysine methylation. Gene Ontology annotation, molecular function: protein-lysine N-methyltransferase activity. Gene Ontology annotation, cellular component: cytoplasm; cytosol. NCBI's taxonomy places the organism in Eukaryota, Metazoa, Chordata, Actinopteri, Esociformes, Esocidae. The record is from RefSeq and is a predicted model, not a curated record. The coding region runs from base 35 to 691 and encodes 218 amino acids.